Rana temporaria (common frog) is the source of this 3765-nucleotide messenger RNA. It is a transcript of the gene KSR2, whose product is annotated as kinase suppressor of ras 2. Lineage: Eukaryota; Metazoa; Chordata; Amphibia; Anura; Ranidae. Gene Ontology annotation, biological process: protein phosphorylation. Gene Ontology annotation, molecular function: protein kinase activity; ATP binding. The transcript has 20 exons. Bases 25 to 2889 code for a protein of 954 amino acids. The record is from RefSeq and is a predicted model, not a curated record.
GUGUCUGCAGAGCAAAGUGGAGAAAUGGAUGAAGAAAAUGUAGCCGGCAGCGACGAUCAGCCCCUGAGUUUGCAGAAAGCCCUGCAGCAGUGCGAGUUGGUCCAGAACAUGAUCGACAUCAGCAUCUCCAACCUGGAGGGGCUCAGGACCAAGUGUGCCACUUCCAACGACUUGACACAGAAGGAGAUCAGGACAUUGGAGAGCAAAUUAGUGAAGUACUUCAGCCGUCAACUGUCCUGUAAGAAGAAAGUGGCUCUUCAGGAGAGAAAUGCCGAACUAGAAGGAUUUCCUCAGCUUAUGCAUUGGUUCAGAAUUGUCAACAUCCGCAAAGAAGUGAUGGAGGUAAUUGACCCUGGGCAGAUCUCUCUGGAAGACCUGUUAGAUAUGACUGAUGAGCAGGUUUGCGAAACACUGGGAAAGUUUGGUGCUAGCACCGAAGAGUGUGAUCGGUUAAAUGCCUCCCUUUCUUGUCUACGCAGUGUUUACAAAUCAGGAAGCAGCCUGUCUAAGCAAGACUGGGCCAUUCAGUGGCCAGCUACAGAGCCGGGGAAAGAAAAUAGUCCGUUCACCCAAGAGACAGCCCAGUGGAUUCAAACGCAUCUUACACAGAGUCCCAAACUACAGUCCAAAGGCAUCCAGCACUACUGCCAUUUUCCUGUAGCUUAUGGAUCUAUGUACACUAAUGUAGACAGGUUGACUGUUGAAGCAUAUCCAGGCUCCUGCCAAUCAUCAGAGACUGGGCAUCGCUCCUUACCACCAUCACCCCGCCAACGACAUUCAGCACACACUAAUCCACCAAGGACACCUAACAUAGUUACUACUAUGACCCCUCCAGGCACUCCCCCUGUACGGCGAAGGAACAAGUUAAAGCCACCUGGCACCCCUCCACCUUCGUCACGGAAACUCAUUCACCUUAUACCUGGAUUCACUUCGUUGCAUCGAAGCAAGUCUCACGAGUUCCAAGUCGGACACCGUGUGGAUGAGUCUCAUACCCCCAAAACAAAGAAAAAGAACAAGCCUCUGAACCUCAAGAUUCACAACAGCGUGGGCAGCUGUGAAAAUAUCCCAUCUCAGCGCUCACCUCUUCUCUCCGAACGUUCACUACGUUCUUUCUUUGUGGGCUACCCAUCUUUCCUCCCCUCUACUCCCCCUGUUCAUAUUGAACCUUCUUCUGCAAACACACUAUCAGUGCCUCGCUGGUCUCCACAGAUUCCACGAAGAGAUCUGGGAAACUCCAUCAAACACAGGUUUUCUACCAAGUACUGGAUGUCUCAGACCUGUACUGUCUGUGGGAAAGGGAUGCUGUUUGGACUGAAAUGUAAAAACUGCAAAUUAAAGUGCCACAAUAAAUGCACCAAAGAGGCUCCUCCAUGUCAUUUACUAAUCAUACACCGAGGAGCACGACUAGUCAGGACUGAAUCUGUACCCUGUGACAUCAACAAUCCUUUGAGAAAACCUCCACGGUAUUCAGACCUCCAUAUAAGCCAAACCCUUCCCAAAACCAACAAAAUAAACAAGGACCACAUUCCAGUGCCCUACCAGCCAGAUUCCAGCAGCAACCCUUCCUCUACGACAUCCUCCACACCGUCCUCACCUGCUCCUCCGCUUCCCCCCAGCGCCACCCCACCCUCUCCUCUCCACCCAUCCCCACAAUGCACCCGCCAGCAAAAGCCGUUCAACUUACCAGGGUCCAACAGUACGACUCAUCCGUGUCCCUCUUUGCUGCAAGGUUCUCAUUACUACAAGUAUAAACAGCAGUUCAUAUUUCCAGAUGUUGUGCCUGAAGUCCCUCCCCGAGCACCCCAAGUAAUCCUUCAUCCAGUGACUUCUAACCCAGGUAAUGAAGGAAAUCCAUUACUUCAAAUUGAAGUGGAACCAACAUCUGAGAAUGAAGAAAGCAAUGAGAAAGCAGAAGAGUCUGAAGAUGACUUUGAGGAGAUGAACCACUUGCUGCUAUCAGCCAGGAACUUCCCCCGUAAAGCCAGUCAAACCAGCAUAUUCCUACAAGAAUGGGACAUCCCAUUUGAACAGCUGGAAAUUGGAGAGAUGAUUGGCAAAGGACGCUUUGGGUUAGUGUACCAUGGUCGCUGGCAUGGAGAGGUAGCAAUUAGACUUAUUGACAUUGAGCGGGAUAAUGAGGACCAGCUAAAAGCAUUUAAGCGGGAAGUGAUGGCUUACCGACAGACACGACAUGAGAAUGUGGUACUCUUCAUGGGAGCCUGCAUGAGCCCUCCACACCUAGCAAUUAUCACCAGCCUGUGCAAGGGAAGAACAUUAUACUCAGUGGUCCGAGAUGCAAAAAUAGUUUUAGAUGUCAACAAGACCAGACAGAUAGCACAAGAAAUUGUGAAGGGAAUGGGAUAUCUCCACGCUAAGGGCAUUCUACAUAAAGACCUCAAAUCGAAAAAUGUUUUCUAUGACAAUGGAAAAGUCGUGAUCACAGAUUUUGGCCUCUUUAGUAUAUCUGGUGUGCUGCAAGCUGGCAGGCGGGAAAACAAGCUCCGGAUCCCUAAUGGUUGGCUUUGCCAUUUGGCUCCAGAAAUAAUACAGCAGUUGUCUCCUGACACAGAGGAGGAUAAACUUCCAUUUUCAAAGCACUCGGAUGUAUUUGCACUUGGAACUAUUUGGUAUGAGUUGCAUGCCAGAGAAUGGCCAUUCAAAAGUCAGCCAGCAGAAUCAAUUAUAUGGCAAGUAGGAACAGGCAUGAAGCCAAAUCUUAGCCAAAUCGGAAUGGGAAAGGAAAUAUCGGACAUUCUACUCUUCUGCUGGGCCUAUGAGCAAGAGGAAAGACCAACUUUUACCAAAUUGAUGGAGAUGCUGGAAAAACUGCCAAAGCGGAACAGACGCCUCUCUCAUCCAGGUCACUUUUGGAAAUCAGCCGAGCUGUGACAGAUAUCGGGUGUGGUACAUUAGCAUCUCGGUAUCCCCUCUUCUACAUCUGCCUUCUCCCUGUCCUGAACACUACUGUUCUUCCCCUCAAGCUAUGGGAAAUCUGAAGGUGGAAGAAAUUGUAGGAAAGACAGUGAAGAUUAAGAGCAGGUGGGAGUAUUGCACUCUAAAGCGAGAGCGAGCCCAGUGCUGCCUCAUCUGCCUUAGCCAACCAAUGGAUGGAAGUGCUACUAAGGGAAGUUCACCUCUCCUUAGAGACUGGAGCACUAGAAAGAGGAUAGAAAAUGUAUGAUUUGGCUGGAGCAAUUGUCGUUCUCAAUGGUCACUAUAUGCGCUGUAUUGAUAUAUGAGGGCCAGUUAUGCACAUACCUCUAAAACUGACCCUGUUUAUGCACCUCGAUAAGCUAGAAACAGGAUAGUGUGACAUCAUGGCUUUGCAGUCCUCUCUAGCAGUAAAUGUAAUCGGGGAAAAAUAAAUCUUGUCGUCAAGAAGGAAAUUCCUUGAGUAUGCCCUUCACUAUCUAAAGGGAUAAAUGUUGGGAAUUCCAAAACACCAAUUUUAUUUUUUUAAGAUGAUUUUUUGAUGAACGAACCUGAGUAGAAAAUGUGAAGACUCUGUACAGUUUUAGGCAUUUGACUGACUGAAUGAAGAUUGUACAUUGGUGACCGGAAUGAUUGCAAAAUGUCUUGAAUUAUUGUGUUUUAUCUGUGUCUAUUUGUGUUCUUAGAUUAAGUUACUGGCAGCAUGCUGCUUAUCUUAUGCAGUACAAAGGACAUGUACACAGAGCAUAAAUCUUCAUACUUGAACACUUGUUAAAACUAACCACUACAGAGGAAAAACUAUUUGAAUUAAAUAAAGACAUUUAAUUACAAGUA